AGAGAAAGAGUGAUUCAAAGACACACAAAAAAAGACGCAACCAUUGCUUUUUGUGACUCCACCACCACCAUCUGUGUGUGUUGUUGUCGCCGAGGAACAUUUGGGACAUUUGGGAGAUUUGACUGAGCGGCUCUAUUGUCCUCUGAAUCCACAGACUCAGGCUCCAGCAGCCUCCCUCUCCUCCAGUCAGGAGGCCCAGUGACGUACCUCCUCUCCACCAAGCCAACAUGGCUCCCACCCUGGCCACGGCCUUCUCCCGCCGCUGGUGGAUGGCGGUGACGGCAGUCAUCGAGAACUUACUCUUCUCCGCCGUGCUGCUGGGCUGGGGGUCCCUGCUCAUCAUGCUGAAGUCGGAGGGCUUCUACUCCUACCUGUGCGAAGGGCCGAAAAACAGCUCCAGCCUCAACCUCUCCAACACGUCCACCUCCGCGCUGCCCGAUUCUGAGGAGUACUUGGACAUGAACGGGUGGCCCAUCUGCAAAGACCAGGACGAGAUGCUGAACCUGGCCUUCACCGUGGGCUCCUUCCUGCUGUCUGCCAUCACCCUGCCAAUGGGCAUCGUCAUGGACAAAUACGGUCCACGGAAGCUACGACUUCUGGGCAGUGCCUGCUUCGCCUUCUCCUGCCUCCUCAUCGCCUACGGUGCCAAUGAUCCCAACAAUCUGUCCAUCCUCAUCUUCUUUGCUUUGGCGAUGAACGGGUUCGGAGGAAUGUGCAUGACCUUCACUUCUCUCACACUCCCCAACAUGUUCGGAGACCUCAGGUCAACCUUCAUCGCUCUGAUGAUCGGAUCCUACGCCUCCUCUGCUGUCACUUUCCCCGGCAUCAAGGUGAUCUACGAUCUGGGUGCCACCUUCACCAUCAUCCUGCUGGUUUGGGCCGCCUGCGCCUGCCUCGUCUUCUUCAACUGCUUCAUCAACUGGCCUCUGGAGCCCUUCCCCGGCCCAGAGGACAUGGACUACACGGUGAAGAUCAAGUUCAGCUGGCUGGGCUUCGACCACAAGAUCACGGGGAAGCAGUUCUACCGACAGGUGACCACGGUGGGGCGCCGCCUCAGCGUGGGUCACUCCAUGAAGCACAACCAGCCGGCCACAGACCUGGCAACGCAGGAGGCCAACAAGCUGUGCCUCUCCACCGUGGACCUGGAUGUUAAGUGCAAAGCCAAGGAGGAGACUCAGUCCUUCAUGAAGAGCAUCUUCAGCCCCAUCUUCAUGCUGAGCCUCAUCACCAUGUGCGUCACCCAGCUGCGCCUCAUCUUCUACAUGGGAGCCAUGAACACCAUCCUGGAUUCGCUGACGGAGGGAGACCUCAGCACAGUGGAGAAGAUGCAUGUGGUGAGCGUCUACACGUCCAUCUUCGGGAUGCUCCAGCUGUUGUGCCUCAUCACCUCUCCCGUGAUCGGCUACGUCAUGGACUGGAAGCUCAAAGACUGCGAGGACGACAAUGACAAGAACGGCAAGAGAGAGCCGGGUCAGCCCCGUCCUCCCGACAAACAGAUCCAGAAGAUCGUCAACGCCACCAGAGCCUUCAUCUUCACCAACCUGCUCCUGGUCGGCUUCGGAGUCAGCUGCCUCGUCGAGAACCUACCUCUUCAGAUUCUGUCCUUCAUCCUGCACACCAUCGUCAGAGGCUUCAUCCACUCUGCAGUCGGAGGCCUCUAUGCUGCUGUGUGAGUGUUGAUAACACGAUGAUGAUAAUAACUUUAUUCAUAUAUGAUUCUUUAAGUUCAGUCUGAGCUCCACUUCAGAACUAAAGGUGGUGGAUUUGGGUUAAAAUCAGGACUCUCUGCAGACCAGUCAAGUUCUGUUAAACUGUGAUCAUUUCUGUACGGACCUCACUUUGUGGACAUAUUUUAUGUAAUAAUAAUAUUAUAAGACAUUUUGGCCCGUCCCACAUGAGAUUUGAAGACACCAUUAUAUGUCACACAUCUUCCAGUCUUAUACAAAGCAUGUGGGGAAAUAAACAAAACUAUAUAUUUUUUAAACAUCAACAGAUUAUCUCAGUAAAGAGCUUUUUUUGUUCUGUUGUCCUAGAUUUUCUACA
Molecule: messenger RNA, 2043 nt
Organism: Anarrhichthys ocellatus (wolf-eel)
Lineage: Eukaryota; Metazoa; Chordata; Actinopteri; Perciformes; Anarhichadidae
Product: large neutral amino acids transporter small subunit 4-like
Exons: 13
Coding region: 228-1673 (481 amino acids)
Biological process (GO): transmembrane transport; neutral amino acid transport
Molecular function (GO): neutral L-amino acid transmembrane transporter activity; L-amino acid transmembrane transporter activity
Source: RefSeq, a predicted model, not a curated record